Messenger RNA from Lepisosteus oculatus (spotted gar), 3569 nucleotides. RefSeq names its product cysteine-serine-rich nuclear protein 3 (gene csrnp3). Gene Ontology annotation, molecular function: sequence-specific DNA binding; DNA-binding transcription factor activity, RNA polymerase II-specific. The record is from RefSeq and is a predicted model, not a curated record. Lineage: Eukaryota; Metazoa; Chordata; Actinopteri; Semionotiformes; Lepisosteidae. Gene Ontology annotation, biological process: regulation of transcription by RNA polymerase II. Gene Ontology annotation, cellular component: nucleus.
AAUAGCAGCCGGAAGAGCUGUUCUCCUACUCACGCAAAGUGUGUGGAUGCAGCAUCUGCCGGUUCGUACUGUACGUUUCACAUCUAGAUACGGUUUACCUAGAAGCUGCUUUUGUAGUGUUUGUGCAUUGAAGCAAAUCGUAUUGUGCACGCAAGAAAAAGUAAAAGACGAAUAUCAGUAGUCAAUAAGAAGAACAUUCUGCUACCAUCUAAUCAUAUGUGAUCAUUGUGCGGGUGGUUGUACUGUUGUAAAUGGACAGUGACGCUUCUGCGGCAUGUGACUUCAGAUUCUGACGUAUUUGCCAUAAAUGAUUUUGCUGUGUAAGGUGCACCUGAUUGCAAGCUCGAAGCCAUGAGUGGAAUAUUAAAGAGGAAGUUUGAAGAAGUGGAUGGUUCUUCACCGUGCUCGUCCUUGCGGGAAUCUGACGAUGAGGUUUCCAGCAGUGAGAGUGGGGACAGUAGUGACAGUGUAAACCCUUCCACCUCCAGCCAUUUUACUCCGUCUUCGAUCUUGAAAAGGGAGAAGCGAAUGAGGACGAGAAACGUGCACUUCGAGAGCGUCACGGUCUAUUACUUCUCCAGGAGACAGGGCUUCACCAGCGUCCCCAGCCAAGGGGGCAGCACCCUGGGCAUGUCCAGCAGACACAGCAGCGUGCGCCAGUACACCCUGGGGGAGUUUGCCUUGGAGCAGGAGAGGAUUCACAGGGAGAUGCUCAGAGACCACUUGAAAGAAGAAAAACUUAAUUCCAUAAAGCUAAAGCUGACUAAAAAUGGUACCGUGGAAUCCGACGAAGCCAACGUCCUUACAGUGGAUGACAUUUCCGAUGAUGACAUUGAUCUGGACAACACAGAAGUUGAUGAAUACUUCUUCCUUCAACCCCUCACAACCAAAAAGAGGAGAGCUUUGCUGAGGGCUUCUGGUGUGAAAAAGAUAGAUGUAGAAGAAAAACAUGAGCUCCGCGCCAUCCGAGUCUCAAGGGAAGACUGUGGGUGUGACUGCAGAAUAUUUUGUGAUCCUGAGACCUGUGCUUGCAGCAUGGCUGGAAUUAAAUGUCAGGUAGACCGUAUGUCCUUCCCUUGUGGCUGCACAAAAGAGGGAUGCAGCAACACUGCAGGUAGAAUUGAAUUUAACCCAAUAAGGGUACGGACUCACUUUCUACACACCAUAAUGAAGCUUGAACUGGAGAAGAACAGAGAGCAACAACAGGCAUCUGCAGCAAACGGUUACCAUGGUGAAACGAAUGUUCACAGUAAUCCCUUGGUCCAGGCCCAGCAUAGUCUUGAGUAUUCCCUUGCAGAUACUGUUCCUCAGACUGCAAUAAUGCACCUUCAGGCAGCUGAUGAGCUAGAGGAGCCAAUAGAGGAUGAGGAAGAAGAAGAAGAUGAAGAAGAAAAUGAGGAUGAUGAAGAAGAAGAAGAUGAUGGCAGUAGUUUAUGCAGCGGUCUUACAGACUCAAGCACACAGAGCUUAGCAGCUAGCGAGUCCGAUGAAGAGGAUGACGAAGAAGAUAAAUCAGAUGAUUUUGGAGAAGGAAUGACUCCACCAGUCGUAUCAAGGGCUGAAGUGGUUCCUCUUUCCUCAGUAUUGUGUUAUUCAGAUGGUACAGUGGUCCAUGAAAAUCACAACAGCACCAAUUCCUAUUACACUAGCUCAUCAGUGGAGUAUUAUCAGCUGGAAAAUUCCAACACUGCUGCAGGGAACAUAGCAGCUAAUCAAGGCAACGAGGCCUACAGUGAAGCUUCAUCAUACCAAGACAGGGUUACCAAUAACAAUGGAACAAUGUCAUUGGUGCCUUACAGCAUGACUUCUGAGCAGUACACAGACUAUUCUCGGCAGCAGGAUGAAAGGUAUACUAAUCAUCACUUCGCAGUCUCAAACGGAGCAUCCUCCGUUAUUGUCUGUUGUACCCCUGACCAGGAAAACAACGUUCAGUCAAAUGGGAUAUACUGUGAACAGACUCCAGGCCACUCUCAGAUGGAGUUUCACAACUACUUGAACAAUAAUUCUCAAGACCGUUAUGUCACCAAUGGGAAUUGUUUCACAGUUGAGCAGCCAAAGGAGGUUUCAAACGGACUCUCUGAAGUCUCCCCUCUGCCAGACAAUAAAAAGAAUCCUACACUUGAAAGCGUUCCAGAGGUCACGCCAGUUUAGGGUCCCUGGCCCGUUUAGAUUUUUUUUAAUUAGCCUUGGUCCAGUAAUGCAGUAGUUCUCAGCUUUGACACUGGAGGGAAUCCUGAGUCUUUUGGUUUCUGUUCCACAUGAACUCUUAAUCACUGUGGCUAACUGAUCCCUUUAAUCAAACUUUUUUUGUGUGAUUAGACCUUUUUAACUUGUUUCCGCACUGAGUAUUUUCUUCCAGAAAUACUCCCCUGCGGGCAUGCUUUUUAAAGAAAUUUAGCAAACAGAGCCCCAUCCGUUCUCUUUUUUAGUUUUUCCAUCAUAUUUCAUAGGUCUGAUAUUAAUUAUUCAAUUAUAUUAAUGGUGUCCAUAGGUGGGAAUGACAUUGAAUCAAACUAUCCAGCAUAAUAAAAAAUUAAACUUGUUUUCUUCAGAGCCCCAGUUACAUUUCACACACCUGAAUGAGGGUAUAUGUGAAUAAAAAGGGGUUGAUUCUUGCUAGUAAUUCUAAUUACUAACCCUCAUUUGGAACAAAAAACAGAAAACACAGGUAUACUCCAAGUCUAGGAUGGAGUGCUACUACAAUAAUGAACUUCUCAAAUAUGAUUAAUUGGUUCAAAUGUAUGUUAUUUAAGAGAAAGUUUUAAAUUGUGGCUAAUGCUUCAGAUAUGUAUUGUUUUUUUCUACUUACAUGACUUGAUUGCACAUGAAAGUCUCAUUUUUAGAUCUUGCCUGUUUUAUUAAAAGUCCAAGUUAUGAAUAAUUUAUGUAGCUUUUUGAAAACAUCUGUCAAAUGUUAUUAAUUUAAAACACGAAGUGAAACAAGAUAAAAGACUUUAAAAAAACUGUAAGCUUAAGCCUGUGCUAUGUAAGUAUAUUGUAAUUUCAAAGUAUCCUUUUAAAGGAUCUAGUUUUCAGCUAAUCUUGUGGAUAGAACUUUUAUAUGUUCAUGUGUCAAUUGUGAGAAAAAUGUUUACUGUAUCAAUUUAUUUAUGGGAUUAUGAUGUGUAUGUAAAAUAUAAAUGUUUUGAUAAUGAAUAGCAUGAUAUUUUUUAGCUGAUGACCUUGCAAAUUCAAGAAUAAGCUGACUGACAACACAAGUUGACUGAAAUCACUCAGUGUACUGUAUAAAAUGUUUUAUCUGUUUUAUCACAGACUGUAUUUAGUAUGUCCUUUUUAUAGUUUAUGAAAGCAUGCAACUGGAUCUGAAAAGUGCUUUUUGUUUUCAUCUUUCUUUGCAUUCUGGUUUAAAGACCAAAGCAUUGUUUGAUCUGAGACAUUCAUAUUUCCAUAAAAAAGGCUGCUUAAGCACUUUCUUUUUACAAUUCAUACCAAGAAGGGGCAGUCGCCAUAUUAGGAAAAUGUCAGUCACUCAUACUUGAAACAUUCUCCAGUGGUAGACAGUAAUUUAAUAAAUUGCAUUUUGUGAAGUAAACAUUUAAUGUUUUUUA